Messenger RNA from Pieris napi, 7313 nucleotides. RefSeq lists its product as uncharacterized. The record is from RefSeq and is a predicted model, not a curated record. The coding region runs from base 315 to 6650 and encodes 2111 amino acids. NCBI's taxonomy places the organism in Eukaryota, Metazoa, Arthropoda, Insecta, Lepidoptera, Pieridae. Gene Ontology annotation, biological process: regulation of transcription by RNA polymerase II. Gene Ontology annotation, cellular component: nucleus; chromosome. The transcript has 13 exons. Gene Ontology annotation, molecular function: chromatin insulator sequence binding; RNA polymerase II transcription regulatory region sequence-specific DNA binding; DNA-binding transcription factor activity, RNA polymerase II-specific.
GCAACCAAGGCCAAUAUGGCGGCGCUUAUAGUUUGCAGCAGCUGACCGUGUUGUGUUUAGACUAUUAUUCAUUUGUGCCAGUGCUCUACCAUAUUUUGUUUGUUUUUGUCAUUGUUUAGUGUAAAUGUUGUUAUUUAUUAAAGUCAAACUUUAAUUUGCUUUUAAAGGACACAGCUAGUGAGUCCAAAAAACUGCUCAACGAGGAAAAAGCAAAGAAUAGUGCAAAAUUGAAUGACGAUGAAUUAAUUUUACGCCGUAAAAAGCAGAACGCCGACAGAGCUGCUUAUAGAAAAGGGGAAAAAGGUCUUGAUACCAUGUCCAGUACUAGUACCGUUCAAAGUGGUGAGCCUGUACCUGAAAAUAUUGUUACAGCAAAACUUUUAAAUCAAAAGCAACUAAACGCGGAACGAUGCCGCAGAUAUCGUCAAAAAUGCAAGCAGCUAAAAUCGGGUGCCAAUGACACAGGUAGUGAGUCCAAAAAACUGAUCAACGAGGAAAAAGCAAAGAAUAGUGCAAAAUUGAAUGACGAUGAAUUAAGUUUACGCCGUAAAAAACAGAACGCCGACAGAGCACGUGCUUAUAGAAAAAGGAAAAAAUGUCUUGAUGCCAUGCCCAGUACUAGUACCGUUCAAAGUGGUGAGCCUGUAUCUGAAAAUAUUGUUACAGCAAACCUUUUAAAUCAAAAGCAACUAAAUGCGGAACGUUGCCGCAGGUAUCGUCAAAAAUGCAAGCAGCUAAAAUCGGGUGCCAAUAGUGUUGUGGAGAGUACAUUAGCAAGAAUUGAAAGACCAUGUAAAAAAGCACUACCUGCAGUAGCUAUUGCUACUCAAUCUAUUCAAACAAACACAAAUUCCAUUGGGGAAAUAAAUCCAGGCCGAAGUAAUACUAUGCCUAUGAAUUUUGACAUUAAGGUAGAACCACAGAAUGUUGACGAGAUUACAAUGGGAAUACAGCAUGAAAUAAUAAGUUUGAGGGAAAUAGUGAAAAAAUCGACUGAAAUUUAUCUUCAAUCUUAUAAUAUUUGUGAUAAAAUACUACAUGGACAGGUCCUCAACACAUGCAAACCGGACGUAAAAGUAUUCGUAAAAACGCCCCACGAUAAACUAUUAGACCGAGCAUUCACACAAUGGUGCGAUUGGGCCUCCCUCACAGAGGAGCCCAAAGAUCCGCCGUUAUUCUACAAAUGCUACAUCUGCGAUAUUGCGUGGUGGCACUUGGCCCACUUCCGCGACCACAUACGAACCCACGAGCCUUCGAGCCUCUGCGUCGCUCUAGAAAUUAAUGACAACGGCGAGUGCAAUAUUGUCGCUUACUACAGAAAAUCGGCGAACAAGUACAUCGCGAACAUAGAAGGGAAAUGCUGGAAAUGCGGCGAAAAUGCGUUCGAACAUACGAAAUUGAAGAACUGUGUCGGAUGUAAGAAACGGUUCUCCACAUGCAGCAAGCUACGCCAACACCAGUGGUACUGCGAGGGGUUCAAAAAGAUGCACCUAGAACUUUUCGCCUCAGCUGAGAAGAUAUUUAAAUGUCACCUGUGUCGGUUUUACUUUUUCAAAACGGAAGACAUUAAAGAACACAUGAUACUGCGGCAUUCUGUGCGGUCCGAUGUGCCCAUACCGGGCUGUGCUGUUUGUGAGAAGUGUAAAGACCUGGUGUCAUAUAAUGAUGAUCAUGUUUGUGAAUCUAAAAAGUAUGUUAAGACGUGUGGUGCGUGCAAGAAAAGGCUCACCAAAAGCAGUGCUGCAGUCCAUCAGAUAGAAGGGAACGUCAUCUGCUCUGUAUGCAAUGUGAAAAUAGUAAAGAGUUGUGCAACACAUCUCCACGCACUUCGUCAUACGAUGAACUAUGGAUUGGCGUACAAGUGUCUCACCUGUCAUUUUUUUAUAAUCUUUGACUUGGAACAGAUUCAAAAACACAAAAUGUUUUAUCAUUCCAAUCGCGAUUUUGAUUAUGAUCUUAUUUCCGUCCCAAAAACCAUAGAGGAUAGAUUAAAAUCUACGCCAGCCAAACAUGAUUCACCGGUUGAUAGUCAAAUAAAUAAUUUCCUAUUGUCUCAUGAUACUCAAGAUAUGAUAUAUGAUAGAGAUGAUGAUGAUGAUGUCAUCAUCAUUGAUAAAGUACCUGAAGUUAUUGUUAUACCAUCUGAUGACGCACCUAACGAUGAUCUCCCUUGUGUCAUUGCUAAUAUUAAAUCCGAACCACUUGAAAACGAAAUACAAACAUCUAAAACAAAACAUACUGUUACACCACAAAAUGAUUUUGAAUGUAAAAUGAUGGUAACCCAAUUACCUAAAGACACAAAAGACGUAUUUGAAUGCCUAUCAGAUGGAAAUAGAAUUAAUGAUGAUAAAGUAUUAAGUAUUGAUGAAAUUAAAAGGGAACCUAAUAGUGAACUGAAUGUCGCCAUGGAAUCUACAUUUGGAAUUAUAAAUACACAAAGUUUGACGACAAAUAAUGUAAAUAAAGUUACUAAUAUAAAAAAUUUUAUACCUAAAACUAAACAGACUCUGCUAACCGACGUUUCACGAAAUUCAGAAUCAGAUGUGAAAAUCGAAGUUAUAAAAAUUGAGGAAGAGAAACUAAUGAGAGUAGACCUAAGUAAUAUACAAUUGAAUGAACAGAAACGAAAAGAAGGUAGACCGGCGGAUAUGUCCAAUAAUUUAGAACAAAUUACUCCAAAAGAAUCUGAAGUUUCAGAACCGUUAAAGGUAGAAAAAAAUGUAGAGACAUUUGUCGAAAUCGAUAUCCCAUGGGACACUGUUCCAAUAAAGGAAGAAGCUGAUCCGGAAAUGGAUUUCAAAUUAUCGGAUAUCAGAAGGAUAUAUCAUGUCGAUGUUGUUAAUGUCGGUGAAAACAAAAUAGAUGUUAAGCAAAAAAUUAAUGAAUUUGAUUCCACCGGACAAAGUGAGAACUGGCACCAAGACAGCUUUCCUUUCUCGCAUUUCAUCACCAUCACACCGAAUGUAGCCUUAAAUACCGAUGAUGAAAGUAACCGAACACAGAGGAAGAAGGAAAUAGAAGAAAAACUUAAAGAGAUAAAAAGAAAAAGAAAUCGUGAACGUCAAAGGGCAUAUUAUCACCGUCAGAAAGAAUUGAAGAAAAAUGAAAAAGAAAGAAGAAAAAAAGAAACUGCCCCCAAAUCAAAUGCUGAACGUCAAAGGAAAUUUCGUCAACGUAAUGCAGAAAAAUCUUACGUGGAUAUUAUGAAAAGACAAAAAUUGGACAGUAAUGAAGAUAAUGUCUUGCAAUGUAGGGCUGUUGAAAAUGUAACGCUACAACAAAGUCAAUUUCACAGCCAACAACUUCAAAUUUAUGAACAGUGUAAUAAAUGCAUUACCCCCGAAGUUAUUCUUAACAGGAACACAGAAAUUCGUGGCGAUGGUAAUUGUCUAUUCCACUCGCUCAUAAGUGUUUUGCACCUUCAAAUUAAGACUUGUGACUUGAGAAAUCAGUUACGCGAUUCACCCUAUUUAAACUCUUGUCACAAUCCGAAAGAAGCAUAUAAAAUUCUAUCAAGCACUAAUGAUUACGGAGAUUUGGAUUGUUUGUACUUAUUUUCAAAAAUGUACAAUCAAAAUGUUUGUGUACAUUAUUGUUAUUACAACAUAACUACAAAUAAUCAAGACACUAUCUUUUGUCAUUUUAAAGCGAAUGACACACAAAACUGGAUUCAUCUUCAUCUUCGUGAACAACAUUUCACACCUUUUUAUUUAUCGGGGACAAUACAAGAGGCUAACCAAAAUGAAGCCCAUGUUGAUGCCAAUAUUCAACUAUUGCGUGACAAUGAUGAAGAUCCUACCGAAGAUAACCAAAACAAUCGUGAAGAUGAAAUUGAGAUUGAUAGAGAAGAUCGAAUUGGUGAAAAUAUUAUGGAUUUUAUUGUUGAUGGUACUAUUCCAGUUUACAAGAAUUAUCGUAAACAUAGUACAAGUCAUAUCGAUUUUUAUAAAGACUUUACGAGUAAUUCGUUUGGUCAUUCUUGUAUUAUUUGCGACAGACUAUGGUGGAAAAGAGACUUGAAAAUGUCGACCAGUAAGCAUGAGAAUAUUCUGAAAACAAUACUGCAGAAUUACACACCUGGUGAAAUCGUUCAAGUCUGCUCGACGUGUUAUACAUCAUUGGAAAAAGGAAAAAUUCCUCUCAUGUCAACCUACAAUGGUUUUUCAUAUCCGAAAAUUCCAUCACAUUUACCAACGUUAAACCUUAUCGAGCAACGAUUGAUUUCACCGACAAUACCGUUCACGCAAAUUCGUAGACUGAGACACGUUAAUGGUCAGAACGAUAUUUAUGGCCAGGUAAUUAAUGUUCCUGUGGAAUUUAAUACGAUGGUGAAACAAUUGCCAAGAAACAUUCAAGAUGAUCAUAGCUUUUAUGUGAAUUUAAAAAAGAAGUUGAUUCACAAAACUAGUUAUGUCCUCGGGCUUAUUAAUAAGAGCCAUAUUAAAGAGUGGUUGUCGUAUUUAUUAUCUACGCCUCUUUAUAUUUAUCAUGACAUUAAAAUUGAUGAAUCUUUUUUUACCGGUAAUGAACGUUCUUCGCAAUUGAAUAUGGAUGAAAUAAGUGAACAUCUGCCAAUUGAAGACAAUUUAGUUGCGCAGCAACAAACUCUUUUGUGGAAUAAUGAUUGGUUUUUGAGUCUUGCACCCGGUGAAUAUAACAGGCCAGUCAGUAUUUUAAUGGAUGAACAUGUGGAAGAACUAUCUUUUCCGACAAUCUACGGCGGUCAGUUUCGAAUAUACAGAGAUGGUGUUACUGUUACUCCAUUCAUGCAAGCUACCAGCGAACUUCGGCGUACUGAUAGGCGUGCUACUGACCCGCAACAUCUUUUAUACAUCGCUGCUAAAAUCAUGAGGUUGCGAGUUAGUGGAUGUCUGAACGUUGCGUUUAAGCAUGUUGGACAAGGUACUUCAAUUACGAAGGAGACCAUUCAAUCUGAAGAAUAUAUAAAUAAUUGUUUAGAAACAAAUCUCGCAUUUCUUCGCUACGUACCAAAUUCUGCUUGGUUUUGGUCAGAUCGCAAAAAAGACCUUUUUGCAAUGAUCAGGCAAUUAGGGCCACCAACUGCUUUUAUGAAUCUAAGCGCCAAUGAAACUGGCUGGGAAAAUUUGUUGAAAUUGUUGUACAAAUUGAAAAACGAGGGAGCGGAAAUUUCAGAUGAGUAUUUAGCAGAAAUGAGUUAUGUGCAUAAAGCUCAACUUGUGAAUGAAGAUGCCGUUACUUGUGCUAUUUAUUUUAAUAAAAUGGUAAAUUGUCUGUUAAAAGUUUUGCAAUCAAAGAAAAGAACUCCAUUCGGAAAAUAUAGAGUAGUACAUUAUUUUAAAAGAACAGAAUUUCAACAUUGUGGUAGCCCACAUGCUCAUAUUCUUCUUUGGUUGGAAAAUGUUCCUAAAGAUUUAUCAAGCAAUGAUCCUGAAGUUAUUAAAUUAAUCGACGAAUUAGUUUCUGUGUCUGCGUCAGAGGCGUCUGGAAAUAUAAAACUAGUAACACACAAACACACAUUCACGUGUUAUAAAAACAUGAAUCCUAAUGAAAAGCAAGAAUGUAGAUUUGGUGCACCAUUUAUGCCAACAAAAAAAACUAUUUAUUUGAAACCUAUGAAAGACACUGAUCUGGAUUAUUCACAAGCACUUUUCAAAGAAUAUAAGAAACAAUUUAAAUUUAUAAGAAAAAGUCUCGAAAAUUUUGACUACACGAAUUUUGAUGAAUUUUACUCGCAUAAUGAUAUUAUUUCUGAUGAUCAUUACUACAAUAUUAUUCGUUCUGGAAUCAAUAGACCAACAUUAUUCUAUAAAAGGACACCAGCAGAAAAAUGGCACAACACUUUCAAUCCAUUCGUAUUACAUCAUUUGAAAUCGAACAUGGAUUUUCAGAUUAUACUAGAUGAAUAUGCUUGUGCAACAUAUGUUGUUGAAUAUAUCAAUAAGCAUAAUAGAGGGAUUAGUAAUUUGCAAAGACAAAUAAUUGACAUAAUGGACGAGCAUCCAGAAUUCGGCAUUGUCGAUAUUACGAAAAAAAUUAGUAUCGACAUACUUCGGUCUGUUAAAAUGCCGGCACAAGAAGCUGCUUGGUAUUUAUUAAGAGAACCUAUGGCUAAGUCAUCAGCAGUGACAGUCUACAUUCCAACGGUAUUUCCUACUGAACGCGCAAGAAUUAGAAAAUCUAUGAAGGAACUUGAAGCUAUAGAUGAUGAUUGUACGAACGUUUGGAAAGAGAAUUGGUUCGAUAAGUACGAGAAAAGACCUGAAGAACUUCGCGAUGUUACGUUAGCACAAUUUGUUGCAAAAUAUUACCUGAAUAAAAAGUGGAUCUACACUAAAAGAGAUACUGCAAGAAUAAUAAGAUACAGGAACUACGAUAUGGCUGACAAUUACAAUGAUUAUAGGCGUGAGAUGGUUCUGUUGCAUGUUCCUUUUCAAAGUGAAGAAAAUGAUAUUAUUGCUGAAAAUAAGUUCAUUCAAAUAUACGAGGACAACAAAGAUACGAUAUUAGAACGUAGGAAAGAAUUUGAAUCAAAUUUGGAUAUAGAGAAAACUUUAGAAAUUUGUAGACAGUUGUGCCGAGAAAACGAUGAAGAACAACAAGAAGACGAAGAAUUAUUGAUAAAUUGCAUGAAAGAGAUCCUUAUGACUGGAGGGCAGUUGAAAAUAUAGAAAAUGUAACGCUACAAGAAAAUCAAUUUCACAGCCAACAACUUCAAAUUUAUUAACAGCGUAAUGAAUGCAUUACUCCCGAAGUUAUACUAAACAGGAACACAGGAAUUCCUGGCGAUGGUAAUUGUCUAUUCCACUCGCUCAUAAGUGUUUUGCACCUUCAAAUUAAGACUUGUGACUUGAGAAAUCAGUUACGCGACCUUAUUUAAACUUUUGUCACAAUCCGAAAGAAGCAUAUAAAAUUCUAUCAAGCACUAAUGAUUACGGAGAUUUGGAUUGUUUGUACUUAUUUUCAAAAAUGUAUAAUCAAAAUGUGAGUGUACAUUAUUGUUUUUACAACAUAACUACAAAUAAUCAAGAUACUAUCUUUUGUCAUUUUAAAGCGAUAUUUAGAUGAUACACAAAACUAACAAUCAUGAAAAUGAAAUUGAGAUUGAUAGAAAAGAUAGAAUUGGUGAAAAUAUUAUGGAUUUUAUUGUUGAAUAGUACCAUUCCAGUUUACAAAAAUUAUCUUAAACACAGUACAAGUCAUAUUGAUUUUUAUAAAGACUUUACGAGUAAUUCGUUUGGUUAUUCUUGUAUUAUUUGCGACAGACUAUGGUGGACAGAGGCUUGAAAAUGUCGACCAGUAAGCAUGAGAGUAUACUGAAAACAAUACUGCAG